AUGCGCGUCGGUCGUCUCCGCGCUACCCUCUGCACAAUCGCGCGCGCGUUCACGCGCGCCGAGUCGCGUGCGAGUCCUCACAUCGGUGUCGCUCGAGCGACGUUUUCCAACUCGAAGCGAACGACAGUUCGGGGCGACGCUGAGCGACGUCUCUGCUUUUCCGCUCCGCGCUCGUUCGCGUCCGACACCGAGGAUGCGGGUGAGCGUGGUGCGGCGUCGACGUCACCGCCCGACGAUACCUCGACGUCGCGCGAGAACGCGAACGCAAGAAAGGAUCUGUACAUGAUGUUUACGUGUGGACGGUGCGACGCGCGGGCGGCGCGCGGGUUCAGUCGACAGGCGUACGAGAAAGGCGUCGUUAUCGUCACCUGUCCGGAAUGUCAAGUGAAACACGUUGUGGCGGAUCGUAUGGGAUGGUUCGGUGAACCUGGGAGCGUGGAGGAUUUCAUAGCAGAGAAGGCGCGCGCCGACGGCGGCGGCGAAGACAAAGCCACACGCGGCUCGAUAUGUCUCACCGAAGACGGCGAUGGCACGCUCGAGAUCAAUAGCGACGAGCUCGAGGAGUGGUUAAAACGGUUCACGCCGAAUAAGGGCGAGAUGUGA
This is a messenger RNA of Ostreococcus tauri, 603 nucleotides long. Its product is annotated as Mitochondrial import protein TIM15. The record is from RefSeq and is a predicted model, not a curated record. The coding region runs from base 1 to 603 and encodes 200 amino acids. The transcript has a single exon. Gene Ontology annotation, cellular component: mitochondrion. Gene Ontology annotation, biological process: protein folding; protein stabilization; protein import into mitochondrial matrix. Gene Ontology annotation, molecular function: zinc ion binding; protein-folding chaperone binding. NCBI's taxonomy places the organism in Eukaryota, Viridiplantae, Chlorophyta, Mamiellophyceae, Mamiellales, Bathycoccaceae.